CGACAUACCGAACAGAAACUUAAUCUAACCCUCCCACCUGGAACAGUUUCCUCACAUCCUGACGCCGGUAGGCACGUUACUCUUCCUUCCCUUACACUCGUUAUACAUGAUCUAAAGAUCAUACUUUUUUUUCCUGGCACAAACCCUCAGACACAAGCGCAUUCGUUGCGCUGCAAUCACUCACCUCCUUACGGUGAUCCCCACACACGACCUCCACCAUGCGAAUUUCAUGGCUAUUACCGCUCAUAACUCUUGCAUCGCCAAUCCUGGUGAAGGCGGCGUCGGCGGCAACCGAAGAUGAAGAUGCGCCCAAGUCCACGAAGUUCAACGACAUAGAGGUGCCACCCAUCAAGGAGAUACAAGCAGCAGCGUCGAUAGAUGAAGACAUUAAGAAUGGCUAUUGGUUGGUUGAGUUCUUCUCGCCCUAUUGCCACCAUUGCAAGCAACAGGCGCCGAUAUGGCAGACUAUGUACGAAUACUACUACACUCUGGACCCUCUUGCUACGUCAAAGUCGAAACCUACAACAGAUGACGAUACGAAAGACCUCAACUCGUUCACCCGCUACUACAACUUCCACUUCGCCAAAGUCGACUGCGUGGCAUUCGGAACGUCGUGUUCAGAAAAGAAGAUCGACAGUUUCCCCACGAUCAUCCUAUUCAAGGACGGCGUUGAGGUCAAGAGAGAAGUUGGCACACAGUCACUCAAGGAACUGAGCCAGUGGAUUGAGGAAACGCUUGAGAGCAUACGACCCGGCUCGAGACCUGCGGACGGACCCAAGCUGCCCAAAGUUGGUGCGCACUCCGUUGAGCCGGCAGCCAAGCUCGAGAAGAGUGAGCAAAAGGAUAAGGAUCCCGAAGCGGGCAGGAAGGCUGGAGAGAAGCACAAUGCUGCUGCUGCGGCCGAAGCUGCCGCUUCAGCGUCUGAGCCAGAAUCCACCACCGAGACAGCAGCGGUCAAAAAGCCCGUACGUGUUCCGAAUCCAAACGGCAGGUCUGUCCCUCUGACCGCGGAGUCAUUCCAACGUCUGGUCACCACGACCCGCGACCCGUGGUUCGUCAAAUUUUACUCUCCCGUCUGCAGUCACUGCAUAGCCAUGGCUCCCAACUGGGCUUCCAUGGCGCGGGAAAUGCAGGGCGUGAUCAACGUUGGAGAGGUUGACUGCAUGACGGAAAAGCGACUGUGCAAGGACGCGAAAAUCAAAGGCUAUCCCACCAUGUUGUUUUUCCGUGGCGGAGAGCGUGUCGAAUACGACGGUCUUCGCGGCGUCGGCGAUCUCACGUCAUUCGCGAGGAAGGCUUCAGAAGUCGGAGCGGGCGUACAGAGAGUUUCUGCCGAGCAGUUUGAGAAGCUCGAGAAGACGGAGGAGGUUAUAUUUGUCUACUUCUACGACCACGCGACCGUUACCGAGGACUUCGAGGCUCUUGAGCGACUGACCCUUUCACUCGUCGGCCACGCGAAGCUGGUGAAGACCAACGAUCCAGAGCUUUACAAGCGCUUCAAGAUCUCCACAUGGCCACGUCUCAUGGUCUCACGCUCAGGCAAGCCCUCUUAUUAUGCGCCAUUGGCCCCGAAGGACAUGCGCGACACCCGCAAGGUCCUUACCUGGAUGAAAUCUGUGUGGCAUCCGCUCGUCCCUGAGCUUACAGCCCAGAAUGCUCACGAAAUCAUGACCAACAAACACGUUGUCCUCGGUAUCUUGAGCAAGGAGCGUGAAUCGGAAUUCAACGCUGCAAAGAAGGAACUGAAGAACGCGGCGCUGGAGUGGAUCGAUCGUGAGCAGAACGCGAUCAAGCUCCAGAGACAGGAGUUGAGAGACGCGAAGCAGCUGAGAAUCGAAGAAGCGGAGGACAGGAACGACGCAAAGGCGCUCAGGGCGGCGAAGGCCAUUAGGAUCAAGAUGGAAGACAUUGAACGGAAAGACGUUCGGUUCAUGUGGGUGGACGGCAUGUUCUGGGAGAGGUGGAUCAAGACGACGUUCGGUGUCGAUGUUCGUACUGAUGGCGAGCGGGUCAUCAUCUACGACGAAGGAAGCCGCCGGUACUGGGAUCAGACGUCGACGGGGAACCCCAUUGUGCCCUCGCGCACGUCGAUUCUGGAAACGCUUCCGAAAACGCUGAAGAAUCCGCCUACUUUGCCGCCAAAGAGCACGCACAGCAACAUCUUCUGGUUCUUCUGGAAGCUGAAGAACACCUGGAGCAGGCAUCCGUACCUGUCCUUCCUCGGACUCAUCAGCAUGAGUGGGGUGGCCGUGGUGCUGGGACGCAGGGCACGCAGACGCAGCGGUUCUAACGGCGGCAGCAUCUGGCUGGACGAAAAGGGCAAUGCGUUUGGUGGAAUUCUGGGAGUAGGUCACGACGUUGGCGGAGGAAAGACAGACUAAGAGGGAAGAACGGCCCACUGUUGCUGUACGAUUUAACGGAGUUAAGCUCCCGAAGGGCUCGCUGCAUGAGAAAAAGGCGUCUUUGGGGACAGGUUUUUGGUUUGCGUGUAAUGUAUUUCCAUGCGUUUGGCGUGUACAGUCGUGGCGAACUAUGUAAAGGCUUGAGAGAAUUGCAUGCCGAACUUCCUUCCUUCA
Molecule: messenger RNA, 2576 nt
Organism: Verruconis gallopava
Lineage: Eukaryota; Fungi; Ascomycota; Dothideomycetes; Venturiales; Sympoventuriaceae
Exons: 3
Coding region: 219-2381 (720 amino acids)
Cellular component (GO): endoplasmic reticulum
Molecular function (GO): protein disulfide isomerase activity
Source: RefSeq, a predicted model, not a curated record